Messenger RNA from Rhododendron vialii, 1050 nucleotides. RefSeq lists its product as uncharacterized. The coding region runs from base 108 to 581 and encodes 157 amino acids. The record is from RefSeq and is a predicted model, not a curated record. Lineage: Eukaryota; Viridiplantae; Streptophyta; Magnoliopsida; Ericales; Ericaceae. The transcript is spliced from 6 exons.
GAAUUUGAGGAAACCUUAGGGUUAUUUUAGUAAUUUUCCCUUCUGUCGAGCGAUGCCUAUAUACACCCUUCUCAGCGCGGAAUUGAUCAAGAGAGAGAGUGGCUGGAAUGGCAAUUGAAACCUACGGAACGGAGGUUGGCGAAGAAUUCGAUUACGACGACGAGGACGACGUUGAAUCGGAUGUGGCAGCUUUGCGUAAAAAACUCGCAGAAGGGGACCAAGAGGUGGCGAGGUUGAACCGAGAGAAUGAGAAGGUGGUGGAAGAGCUGGCGGUGUUAGAAAGGGAAAAAAAGGAGCUUACGGAAUUGAUUUUGAGGAAUGACGAAACAAUUGCGAGGCUCAAGGCAGAAAAUUCAAGGACUAGGUGUGGGAUAGGGUACCUCCCGGAGGAUAUGGCAAGGAAAGACAAAGAGCAUGUGAGGCUCAAGGCAGCAAUUGCAAGGCUUAGGACCAAGUUAGGGUUCCUUCUGGACCAUCAAUAUGGGAAGAGGGUGUAUAUUAGUGUAAAUGAAAGGGAUGGCUCGAGCAUAACAGACUCCAAACAACUUAAACCGGGUGGCGAUCACAUAUUUUCUUUCUAGUGUAUCCAGGUGAGAAGGAAGUGAUGGUCAGGAGGGCAAUCGAAGAAUAUAUUCUUCAGAAGCGACAGGAAUUGGAAGCAGGGAAGAGCGAGAAGGAAAUACCUGCUGCUACACCGAAUCUGAGUCAUCUGGAAAUUUAAAUAUGCGAAGGCAAUGGGCAAUGUUUCUUGUUUAGACAUACGCCUAUGUUUGUUGCUUUCUCUUCUUUAUAACAGCCUUCCCCCUUCAUAGGAAAAUUAGCCAUGAGGACAAGUAAAAUAGUUUUUAUUUAGGGGAAGGACGCGAGCAAAAUAGUUUUCAAUGUAGGUCCUUCAAUUUUAUGAGUUUUUUAGCCACAAGGCCAAAACAUGUUUAGGCGCUUUUAUAAGGUUUAGGGUGUACUUUUCUAUUAUAGAGUUUUAGUGGAAAAAAACUGGUAGCUCGACAUCGACAUUUUGAAUGCAGCAUAUAUCAUGCCGUUUUAUCAAAA